GUCAGCUGGUUGAGAGGCAGGUGUAGAGUACCGGAUAGAAGCCAGCCUUGGCUAUUCAUCCACUUCCUUCUUCCUCCUCCUUUGUCAACUGGCCUUGCCAUCAACCGCUGUGGAAAAUCCACCUGCUGCUGGGUCCACAGAUUCUCCGUGGGACAGUCCGGCCGCCCGCCAGCGCCAGCAGGGUCUCCCGGGUACAGAAGUCUUGUUGCCCAGGAGCCAGGAAGCCUUCAACCUCUGCCGUCCCUACUGCUGGACGGCCAGUCGCUUGGCCUUGGGACGAGGCAUCCUGCAGGUGGCUUCCAGGCCCUCGUGUGUGUCCAGCUGGGGCCGCACUGACCCAUGGAGCCGCUCGGCAGGCCCCAGCCACAGCGUCUCUGGUGCCGGCACCUCCCGGGGCUGCUGCUGCUGCAGCUGUGUCUAGCUGUGUGUUUGUUCUCCUACAUGCGCGUGGUCCGUGAGAGCCCCAGCACGUUCACGGCACUGGAUCCAGACACCAUCUCCCCCAAUGCCUCCAGCCGCCGGCCCCUGGUGGUCCUGCUAUGGAGCUGGCCUUUCAACCGACCUGUGAAACUGGUCCGCUGCUCGGCCCUGCGGCCCAGUGCAGAUGACUGCGAACUGACCGCUAACCGUAGUGUGUACCAGCGGGCGGAUGCCGUCAUUGUACAUCACCGGGAGGUUAGCGCGCAGCCCCAAAGGCAGCUUCCGCCGUCCCCGCGGCCAGCCGGACAGCGCUGGGUCUGGUUCAGCCUCGAGUCCCCCAGCAACUGCAGGCACCUACAGGCCCUGGACGGCUACUUUAACUUGACCAUGUCCUACCGCAGCGACUCGGACAUCUUCACACCCUACGGCUGGCUCGAACCCUGGGCGGAUGCCCCCACCGCUGCAGAGCAGGUCAACCUGUCAGCCAAGACGGAGCUGGUGGCCUGGGCGGUGUCCAACUGGCAGCCAAAGUCAGCCAGGGUGAAAUACUACCAGGAACUUCGCGCCCACCUCCCCGUGCAUGUGUUUGGCGCUGGCCACCAGUCACUGCCCCAGGCCUCCAUGAUGGAGACCCUGAGCCGCUACAAGUUCUAUCUGGCCUUCGAGAACUCCCAGCAUCCUGACUACAUCACCGAGAAACUGUGGAAGAACGCACUGCUGGCCGGGGCCGUGCCCGUGGUGCUGGGCCCCAGCCGGAGCAGCUACGAACGCUUCCUGCCACCCGACGCCUUCAUCCACGUUGAUGACUUCGGCAGCCCCAAGGAGCUGGCCCAGCACCUGCAGGCCCUGGACCGGGACCCUGCCCGCUACCUGAGCUACUUCCGCUGGCGGGAGAUGCUGAGGCCUGGCCUGGGGAGCUGGGCCCUGUACUUCUGCAAGGCCUGCUGGCACCUGCAGCAAGAAACCAGAUACCAGGCGGUGCCCAGUAUUGCCGCCUGGUUCACUUGAGGGGCCCUGGGGUUUGGGGACUUGGGAGCGGGCAGCCCCACAGCGGGCUAGGCGUGUGCAGGGGGUGGUCUGAUUUGCCUGGGACUCUGCCCCUGGGUCCAGCCCGGCCAGCAGCCUCUGCUGGAAAAUACUAGAAGGUCAACUGACUGCAAUCCA
Molecule: messenger RNA, 1584 nt
Organism: Ochotona princeps (American pika)
Lineage: Eukaryota; Metazoa; Chordata; Mammalia; Lagomorpha; Ochotonidae
Product: 4-galactosyl-N-acetylglucosaminide 3-alpha-L-fucosyltransferase FUT5-like
Exons: 2
Coding region: 340-1428 (362 amino acids)
Cellular component (GO): membrane
Molecular function (GO): alpha-(1->3)-fucosyltransferase activity
Source: RefSeq, a predicted model, not a curated record